UCUCUCUCUAUAUAAACCAACUAACCUUCACUUCUUUACUUACUACCAAAAAAAAAAAUCUUUCUUCUUCUAUCUCUCUAAAACGAGCUCACUCAAGUGAGUCAGUUCCUUUUUCCACCAUGGAAACAAAAUUCGAAAGCUUCUGGUUUUUAGCUCUAGCUUCAAAAUGCUCAAAUUUCUCUUCCCAAAAUACCCUCCUCAUCUUCUUCUUCACUUUCAUUAUUUGGAUAUCAAUCGCCGUUUUCUACUGGGCCCAUCCCGGCGGCCCAGCUUGGGGUAAAUACCGUUAUAAUUACAAAGCCCAAAAGCCCAUUAAGAAAAUUACUACUACUAUCCCUGGUCCGCGAGGUUUCGCAGUAAUAGGAAGUCUCAAUCUCAUGGCUAACUUAGCUCAUCGCAACCUAGCCGCUGUUGCUGAACGGCUCGGCGCGAAACGGCUCAUGGCUUACAGUAUGGGUGAGACACGUGUCAUCGUUACUUGCAAUCCUGACGUGGCUAAAGAGAUUUUAAACAGCUCGGUUUUCGCCGACCGACCCGUUAAGGAAUCGGCUUACGGUUUAAUGUUUAAUCGGGCUAUCGGGUUUGCCCCGUAUGGAGUUUAUUGGAGGACACUGCGACGAAUCUCGGCCGUACAUCUGUUCAGCCCGAAACAAAUCUCGGCCGCUGAGAAACAGAGGUACGGAAUCGCUUCUCAAAUGGUUGAUGCCAUUUAUAAUAAGAGUUUAAGAAACGACGAGGGAGUUUGUGUCGUUCGUGAUAUAUUUAAACGGGCCUCGCUUCAUAACAUGAUGGGCUCGGUUUUUGGGCGCGAAUAUGAUUUGGGCUCGGCCCAGAAUGAGGAGAGUGAGGAGCUUGGUGGGCUUGUGGAUGAAGGCUAUGAGCUUUUGGGUAAGCUUAAUUGGUCUGACCAUCUUUCUUGGGUUAGUUCGUUUGACUUUCAGAGAAUUCGGGUCAGGUGUUUUGAAUUGGUUCCGAAAGUGAACCGGUUUGUGACCCGAAUUAUUGAUGAGCAUAGAGCCAAUAAUAAAUCAAAUAGAAGUACUUAUGACUUUGUUGAUGUUCUUCUAUCUCUUAAUGGUCAAGAUAAAUUGUCAGACUCUGACAUGAUUGCUGUUCUUUGGGAAAUGAUAUUUAGAGGAACCGAUACAGUGGCAGUUUUAAUAGAGUGGAUACUUGCGAGAAUGGUACUCCACCCUGAUAUUCAAUCAAAGGUACAAGAAGAGCUUGAUCGAGUUGUGGGAAGAUCAAGACCGUUGAAAGAAUCAGAUAUUACAUCAUUGAUUUACUUAUCUGCGGUGAUUAAGGAAGUAUUAAGGCUACACCCACCGGGCCCACUUUUAUCGUGGGCCCGUUUAGCAAUCACAGACACUAUAGUUGAUGGAUUUCACGUGCCUGGUGGGACCACAGCCAUGGUCAACAUGUGGGCCAUAACUAGAGAUCCAGAUGUUUGGUCCGACCCAUUAAAGUUUGACCCAGAUAGAUUUUUGACACGUCAUCAGGAAAAUGACGUGGAUUUCUCAAUAAUGGGUUCAAAUCUAGCACUGGCUCCAUUCGGGUCGGGUCGGAGGACAUGCCCGGGAAAGGCAUUGGGCCUGACAACAGUGACUUUUUGGGUGGGUACACUGCUCCAUGAAUUCAAGUGGACCGGGUCGGAUCUUAACCCGGUGGAUCUUUCUGAAGUGUUGAAACUUUCGUGUGAAAUGGCAAAGCCUUUGGGUGUGAAAGUUUGUGUAAGGAGAAAUUAAUUAACAAUAAUAAUGAAGCCAAAACUUAAGUUAUACUAGGGUGGUCUAGUAAUAAAUAACAAGAGAGAUGAUGACCUAAUAAAAGAGAAACAAAAACUGUAAAUACAGUAUAUAUAUAUAUAUGUAUUUUAUAUAUGAAAUAUAUAUGUAUGUGUGAGAAGUAUACAUACGUAUUAUAAGUACCUAUAGUACGUACUAUAUUAACGUGUGACAAUAAUAUAUUUGGUGAAAUGAGUAGUAAUUUUUCUUC
Cannabis sativa is the source of this 1995-nucleotide messenger RNA. RefSeq names its product cytochrome P450 78A9. The record is from RefSeq and is a predicted model, not a curated record. The coding region runs from base 120 to 1745 and encodes 541 amino acids. NCBI's taxonomy places the organism in Eukaryota, Viridiplantae, Streptophyta, Magnoliopsida, Rosales, Cannabaceae. Gene Ontology annotation, molecular function: monooxygenase activity; heme binding; iron ion binding. The transcript has 2 exons.